Messenger RNA from Lepus europaeus (European hare), 5163 nucleotides. It is a transcript of the gene ARL5A, whose product is annotated as ADP ribosylation factor like GTPase 5A. Gene Ontology annotation, cellular component: trans-Golgi network; cytoplasm. The transcript is spliced from 6 exons. Bases 286 to 825 code for a protein of 179 amino acids. Lineage: Eukaryota; Metazoa; Chordata; Mammalia; Lagomorpha; Leporidae. Gene Ontology annotation, biological process: vesicle-mediated transport; intracellular protein transport; protein localization to Golgi membrane. The record is from RefSeq and is a predicted model, not a curated record. Gene Ontology annotation, molecular function: GTP binding; GTPase activity.
GCCGGAGAGGAGCUGGGGGAGGACGGUGGCCCGCGAGGCUCGCCGCAGACAACGCGGCGGCGAUGUCCGCGAGCCAGGCGAGUGCCGCGGCGGCAGCGGCGGGGCCUCGCGCGCGGCAGGACGGCCUGGGCUUCGGCCUCCCUCCGGUUCCCUGGAAGCGGGCCGGCGGCCAGCGCGGGAGCAGCAGCAGCAGAGGCGGAGGCUCCAGCGCGUCUCUCUGCCCCUCCGCCUGAGCCCGGGGAGGCCAGGCGGCCCGGGCGGCUGGAGGGGCUCCGCUGCCCGAGAAUGGGAAUUCUCUUCACCAGGAUAUGGAGACUGUUCAAUCACCAGGAGCACAAAGUUAUAAUUGUUGGGCUGGAUAAUGCAGGGAAAACUACCAUUCUUUACCAAUUUUCUAUGAAUGAAGUUGUACACACAUCCCCUACAAUAGGAAGUAAUGUAGAAGAGAUAGUGAUUAAUAAUACACGUUUCCUAAUGUGGGAUAUUGGUGGCCAAGAAUCUCUUCGUUCUUCCUGGAACACUUACUAUACUAACACAGAGUUUGUAAUAGUUGUUGUGGACAGUACAGACAGAGAGAGGAUUUCUGUAACUAGAGAAGAACUCUAUAAAAUGUUAGCACAUGAGGACUUAAGGAAAGCUGGAUUGCUGAUUUUUGCUAAUAAACAAGAUGUUAAAGAAUGCAUGACUGUAGCAGAAAUCUCUCAGUUUUUGAAGCUGACUUCUAUCAAAGAUCACCAGUGGCAUAUCCAGGCCUGCUGUGCUCUUACUGGAGAGGGAUUAUGUCAAGGACUUGAAUGGAUGAUGUCCCGACUUAAGAUUAGAUGAUCUCUACUGACCUCGUCUUACAGACUUUGUGUAAACAGUGUGCUGGACUUUACCUGAAAGCUGCAAAAUUUAAUGGUUUAGAUAUAUUUAUAAUAAACUGAUUUAAACAUUUUCUAUAAGAAGAAAAAUUCAGACCACUUGUUUGAAAACAAAGAUGAAGUCUCACCUUCCAAUUUACUUUCUCAUUAUUCCUUCCAAAGUAAGUUAUGAAAGCUGUGAUUGACAUUUUUCUCAUAGUGAAUGCUCUCAGGACAUUGUGUAGCCUGUGGUAAGUACAAAGGGAGAGGAAUGCAUUUUGAACUUCUAAGAGCUUUAGUAUCAGUAUAACCCUCCCUUGUUGAAUGUUGUUAUUUUCUCGUUCCAUUUAGUCAAACUGCAAAUCACAGAUACUAGGUUUCCAAUAUUUUAAAAUGUAACAUUACUUACGAAAAGUAUUUUGUGUAUGUAUUGUAUAUAUACCUCAAGUCAAGUUAAUGGCUUUGGUUUAUGUGCUAAAGAAAAGCAAGUAACACAAAAAUUAAUAAUAUUCUUGGUUAUAACCAUAAUGAGAUGAGCACUGGCAUUGGUAGUAAGUGCCAUUUUGUAUGUUUCCUCUUUGUUCUCUGUAUUGUACUAACCAGCCCCCAAAUCAUGGAGCUACUUUAAAAAAAAAAAAAAGGAAAAGUCAAAAGCUUGAUAACUGUGUACCUCUUUUUUUGCCCAAUCCCACAUAUGAAAACAUACAAUCCAGUUAAGUGGAAUAUGUUAUCAGAUUCUUGGUUAAGGAUUACUAAUGGACAGAACUGUAUAAUGAGCAGUUACCAGAUUAUUCUUUUUGUUGGUCUAAGUUGCUAACCAAAUUAUUCAUGAAUCAGUCAAUCAUAAAUUGCGAUUAAAAAAACUAUCAAGUUUUUUCUUAUUAGUAUUAAUUGAGUAGUGAUAGGAAACAGGUCUAUCCAGAGAAGUAAUGCUCUAUAAAUAUUAUUAAGUAAUUUAGCUUUAGUUUUUUUAAAUAUUAAAUUAUAUUUGAAGCAGUUGAAUGAAUUUGAGAAUUAAGAGUAAGGCAUAUUCAAGCAACAGCAUUAGUUAAUUUGCAAAUUUCUUAUUUUAGGAGUCAGAAUAAUUUGAGUUUGUUUUUGUAAGUUUUCUUGUACCUUCCACAUAAAUGCGUUAUUUGACAAUUAUAAAAUGUGAUUGUUUUUGGAAUGCUUUUAAGAAUUUGGUUUAAAAAUCGAUUGACAUGAUGUGUUGUUUGUACUAGGAAAUAACUUGACCCAAAAUACCUUCUGUGUUUGCUUAGGAUAUUUUUUUUGAUAUCUAAAAGUUGAGGUUUUUCUGUCUCAACUGUAAACAAACAUCCUAAAUGUGUUAAAGCAUAUUCUCGGAUACUCUAUUUAAGUAUCUUUCAUGUCCUAAAAAUCUGAAGAUUAAUCUGAACUGCCAGUUUUUAGAUUUAGAAUAUUCAAGGAAAAAAUAACUACUUUUAGAGUGAUGUUUUCAAUUUCAUAAAGGUUUUGGAGAGGAAUAAUACUAUGUACUAAAAACAUUGAGAAAACUUUGAAAGUUCUUUUCUACCAAAUAUGAAAUACUCAAUUUCUAAUUCCAACUCAGAUAUGAAAGAUCAGUAUUUAACAUUGGACGUUUUGUGUUUUAUAAUAUGUUCAAAAUACAAUUACAACAUUUAGUAUUUGUCAGCAUACUUUUACAAACGUACAUCAUCAUUAAGCUUUGUUCAUACGUUCUCAUAUUUUCUUAAAUCACUAUAAUGAGUUACUUGUAAAUUAAAAAUUCCCUUAAAAACCCAAGUCUAUUUAUCAGAGAGAAGUAUUCUGCAAAGUAGCCAUGCAGAGCCUUUUGUACUUUUUGUUUUUUAAUUCCAGCAGUUCCUUGAUUGCGGCCACAUCAGUUCAGCACAGUACCAGCACAUUCCUGUGUCAUCAAGGUGUUGAUUAAAAUGUAUUCUUAAUUGAAUGUUUAAAGCAUGCCCUACAUUUUUACAUUUGGUUUAGUGUAAUGAAUUCUGAGAUGACAUCAUGAGAAUGCACAGAAGCUUCUACCACAUUGUAAAAACAUGAUUUGGUUGCUUUCUACCCAUCUGGGCUAAGUAUUAAAAAUGAGGUGGUGUCUGUGUACUUGUUACAUAAAACUGAAAUUACAACUGGGAAAACAAGACUUCAAUUCUUGGCUGAAGAUGUCAGCAUCAUUUUCACAGUGUUAACUUCCAGAUAAGAUAGAGAGCCUCAUCAGUAGUUACAUGGGCAAUUUAUGUAUAAUGUAAGUGGAAUUAAAGGGCAGUACUUUUGGAUUUUUAACAUGCUACUUGGGAGUUCAAGCAAAUAUCUCGUUUAUAGUCACUAUGUUCAGCUUUGAACAGAAGCAAAGAUUCAUCUGUAUGUGUGGCUAGAUUUAAAUAUCCUGUUUUGAUAUUAAUUUUGAAAGUCAUGUAGCUUCUCUUGAUACCUUGAUAAAAGAAAUUUAAUAUUUAAUUUUGUCAUAAUCACAUUUAUGAAGUAUACUCACAAUUAUGUUAAGGUUCUUGUUUGAACUUUUCAGUUCUUUUUCUCUCCCAGCACAUCUUAGCCCUCAUGAUGGACAAAAAAAUAAUAAUGAAGGCAGGUGGCUUGGGGUCAGUGGGAAGUGGGUAUUCAUUCUCUUAUAUGACAUUUUGCCUUAAGAAUAAAAAUGUGCUUUGGCAGUGCUGGCUGGCAUUUUUAGUGAAGGUAGUAAUAGUGAUUUUUAGAAGCGAAGCACGAAACAGAAGGAAGAAGAGUUUGUUUGCUGGCCUUUUGAGAACUGCCUGGUGGGUAGUUCAGUGAGUUUCAGCACAGUACAGGGAACUUGAAGAAAGGCAGGAAGUUCUUGAGAUGUUCUUUUCUUUUUCGUCUGAGUGUAUAAUAUUAAUUACAAUGCCUAGAAAUGGGACUGUAUUGUCUCUUCUCUUACAGGCACUUUACAUUUCUUGCUGUGACUACAGCAGCCACAUACAGUACAGACAACCUCAAAAUCUGUUUAUAUUAGUGUAAAUAGAAAAACCGUAGGCAACUUUUAGUUUUCUCUGCAGGCAUUUUCAGGAAUAUGGUGGGUUCUCCUUUGUAUAUAGAGGACAGCAGCACAUCAUAGAUUAUCUUAAUGGGGUCGUCUUCUCUGAAAUGGCCCACUGGUAUCCUGGCAUCCAUCCCUUUGUCCAGGCUGAGUGAAGAGAAGAGGAUUCCUCACGUGACUGAACUUUGAAACUUUCCACUCUGCAAAUAGUAUAGAACUUCUUGCUUCAGGGUCAGCUUUCCCGUAUCUCAGCUGUUCCUAGCUCUCUUGUAUCUUCAUUCGCCAUCAGUGAAGAUACAUUAUCUUGGUUCUGCAGAUAUUCUAAAUAUUACCUAUAAUCAUUGUGCCCCAAACCACUAGUAUCUAAGUGGCUUCUCUAGUUUCUUGCUGUCCUCCCGCAAAGUGGCUUGAUGAACCGAUUUGGACCUUGCUGGUGAUAAAGCUUUGUCAGAGUUGAGUCCAUCAGGACAGCGUGCAGUGCAUACAGCACAUAGAUGCCUGCAGUAAAAUCCUUUAAGUUACACUGUAGUUAACAUUUUAAUGCUUCUUAAUUUUAACUUCAUAUACUGAGUAGAUUUGGAAAGAUAAGACUCUGCCAGCUCCUUGAGUUGUUAUUUAGACAUGGAGGGUAUGUUACAUAUGGAUUAGCUUGCAGUUACUGAAGGUGAUUAUGCUUUGGAGAAUACCAGUUCAGCCAGUUUGAGUUGGAAAAAUAUGCCAAACCAAAUUCAUAUGUAGUGUUUUACCUAAAGAUAUUCUUCAAGCCAUGCCCACAUUCCAUUAUUUUCCUCAUCUUUACUUAAAAAAAAAAAAGAUAAAUGUUAGAUAUUUAAAGAAAUUUCUAAUGGAAAGCCUAUCUUUACAAUUCUAUCAAAAUGUGCUUUAAGACAUGCAUUAACUAUGUAGAUGAAGAUAUUAUAUGAGAAAUAGACCUUUUCAGAUCCACUUACACAAAAACAACUGUAUUAUGCUCCCUCAAGGAAAGUAUGGUUGGUUAAGACCUUGAUAGUGGAGUAAAGGAAAGAAAGCUAGAAUUGAGCUUUGAAUACUUCUAUUUGAUCCUAAGAACACAUGGAAUUGUGAUGAAAUGUAACAGAAUACAGUUGGAUUAGUUAUGUAAUAAUUCUUAUUAUUUGUCUAGCCCUUGUGUGUUGUUCUAAAAACUAAACUUUAAAUCUGUAUGGUAUUACCUUCUAGGUCUCUGUUCUUUAGUUUAAAAAGAAGAAAAAGAAAAUCCCACAGUCUGUACUCAAGAAGUGCCUAAAACUGAUUUGUGUUGAUUUUUAAAUCCAUCUAAUAAAUUAUAUCUGUUUUCUA